Molecule: messenger RNA, 1620 nt
Organism: Psilocybe cubensis
Lineage: Eukaryota; Fungi; Basidiomycota; Agaricomycetes; Agaricales; Agrocybaceae
Exons: 14
Coding region: 1-1620 (539 amino acids)
Biological process (GO): transmembrane transport
Cellular component (GO): membrane
Molecular function (GO): transmembrane transporter activity
Source: RefSeq, a predicted model, not a curated record
AUGACGACCCUCGACGAUACAACCUCCAAGACAAGGGGUAACGCCUCUGACGACAUCCAUGAUGAAAAAUCCCCAAUCGAUAUGGCAGAAAAAGAUUCACAUACGACGUACAGCUCUACUGAGAAUUUGUACCAAGAUGACGCUUUGGAGCCAGUGUAUUAUGCCAAAACGUUGAUUCUGAACCGGGCAAUUGAAGAGAUUGGGAUGGGCAAAUAUCAGUACAUGCUAUUCCUCGUAUCCGGCUUCGGGUGGUUUGCCGAUAGCGUAUGGCCGCUAAUAACAGGCCUGAUCUUGACACCCGUAGUCGACGAGUUCGGAUUCAAUCCCCCAUUCCUCAGUCUUGCUGUAAACGCAGGCCUUCUUGUGGGGGCUGUAUUCUGGGGUCUAGGUUGCGACGUUUGGGGAAGACGAUGGUGCUUCAACAUUACAUUGCUCCUUGCUGGUGUAUUCGGUCUAGCCGCAGGAGGCGCGUCGAAUUUUAUCACCUUGGCGUCGUUGCUCGCCGUCAUGGGCGUAGGAGUUGGAGGUAAUCUACCUAUAGAUUCAGCGGUCUUUUUAGACUUCGUUCCUGCAUCCCGCCAAUUCCUCCUCACAUUCAUGUCCAUAUUCUGGUGCCUCGGACAGCUCGUCGUCAACCUUCUCGCCUGGCCACUCAUAGCAAACUUUUCUUGCCCCGUGGCAACGCCCACAUCUCCACCAUGUACCCGUUCAGCUAACAUGGGCUGGCGCUAUUUGCUUUUCACCCUCGGUGGGCUCACCCUCCUCCUCUGGGCCAUUCGUUUUUUCGUCUUCGAGCUCGCUGAAAGUCCACGGUACCUCAUCGGCAAAGGACGUGAUGCGGAGGCAGUGAUGAUCAUACACAAGAUAGCUGCGUAUAACGGCACAACGAGCACAUUGACCGUCGACCAACUUGCGGCUGUCGGUGGCGGGGAGUUCUCCGACAAACAACAGGAAACGAAGGCUGAAGGUAAAAAGUUGUCGUUGACCCGCACUUCCGACUUUACUCUGGGACAUAUCAAAUCUCUAUUCCGGACGAGGAAAAUUGCUUAUUCUACAUCUCUGUUGAUAUCCGUAUGGGGUAUAAUUGGCCUUGCUUCGACUUUGUACAACAAUUUCCUAUCUUUCCUAUUGAACAGCAAAGGGGCACAUUUCGACGAUGCAACCCUCAACAUCACUUAUCGCAACUCCUUCAUUUUGAGUGUCGUAGGUAUCCCCGCUGCGUUCUUCGCCACAUGGCUCGUCGAGAUCCCCCAACUGGGACGACGAGGUGCCUUGGCCGUAUCCGCAGCUCUUACUGGUGCCUUCCUCUUCGCCACCACCACUGCACGAACCUCGAACGCACUUUUGGGGUGGAACUGUGGUUACUCAUUCUUCAGCAACGUCAUGUACGGUAUUCUGUAUGCCAUCUCCCCCGAGAUCUUCCCUGGCAAAGAUCGAGGCACAGGCAACGGUCUGACAGCAGCAGCGACCAGAGUGUUCGGGCUCAUCGCACCCAUCAUCGCAUUGUACGCCGAUAUUACAACAUCCGUCCCUGUGUACAUCGCAGGAGCUUUGAUCAUCUUCUCUGGAUCUCUGGCUCUAUUGAUCCCAUACGAACCUCGAGGCAAAGCUGCCAUGUAA